This is a messenger RNA of Hibiscus syriacus, 555 nucleotides long. RefSeq names its product fruit protein pKIWI501-like. The record is from RefSeq and is a predicted model, not a curated record. Lineage: Eukaryota; Viridiplantae; Streptophyta; Magnoliopsida; Malvales; Malvaceae. Bases 62 to 547 code for a protein of 161 amino acids. The transcript has 2 exons.
CAAUUAUUUCCCCUUCCAUAAUUUCCUUCCCAGUUCCUAAUUAUUUCUCUUUGUGAUCCCUAUGGCUACUGCUGAGGUUGUAUCGGCUCAAACUGCACUUCAUGAGGAGAAAACUGAAGAAACAGUCAAGGACCAAGAAACAACGGUAGAAGAGAUAGUUUCCGAAGCUCCGGCGGCGGCGGAGCUGCCAGUUGUCGAAGAGACGAAGGAAGUCGAGCCUGCAGGAGCUGUAGAGGAAGUGGUGGAGCCUGUUGCCGAAGAGACGAAGGAAGCCGAGCCUGCAGCCGCUGUAGAGGAAGCGGCGGCAACUGUGGAACCUGAAGCCUCAGUUGAAGUUGAAACCGAGGAGGUGGUAGAAAAAUCCAAAGUUGUCAUUGAGGAGCCAGUGGAGGAGACUCCUAAGGAAGCAGUGCCGGAACUAGUUGCCGGGGAGGAGAACAAGGAAGCCACUGAGCCCGCCAUUGAAACCAAAGAAACUGUAGUCUCUAGUGAGACACCAGCUGAACCCGAACCAGAAACAGAAUCUGCUACCGAAGCACCCAAAUAGUAAGCCGA